Molecule: messenger RNA, 3151 nt
Organism: Aedes aegypti (yellow fever mosquito)
Lineage: Eukaryota; Metazoa; Arthropoda; Insecta; Diptera; Culicidae
Product: general transcriptional corepressor trfA
Exons: 7
Coding region: 235-2589 (784 amino acids)
Molecular function (GO): transcription coactivator activity; nucleic acid binding
Source: RefSeq, a predicted model, not a curated record
CGAUUCCAGUCUUGUCUCCGCAGCCGAAUUGUGUGCAUCGUUUAUCCGCAUUUUGUGGACAGUCUUUUGCGUGUCUAAAUAGAGUAUUUUUUCUAAAUAGUUCUCAAAUUGUGAAAUUUUGUCUAAAACCAACAAGUCUAGUGCAAAGAGCUUGUCUUCUCUUGUGAUUAUCUGAGUUUUCGAGAGAUUCUAGAGUGAACACAUUGUGAGAAUAAACAAAAAAUUAAAAUCGCCAUGCCUCGUAACGAUUCCGCCGGAAAGAUGUCCGCCGGUUACAAUCCGGGGGGCAGUAUCAGUGCCGACCGUGUCCAACCGGGCCGGGUUAUGUUGAUUCUCCGGGAUGCGCUGGUCGACGACGAGCUGGUGUACCAAAUCGCCCUGCAGGCCGGCGAAGUGAAAAGUGUCCACCGGCCACAGGCCAACCGGCAGAUGGUGUUUGUCCAGUAUGAAAAUCCAGGUGUUGCCGAGCAAGCCAUAGCCAUGAUGAAAAACCUACCAAUAUUCAAAGCCGUUGAUCCGGCCAUAAAAUCCGAAAGAUUUGCGAAGGAAAAAUCCGAUGUCGGCGGCAGCAACAUGAACAACAAUUACAACGACGAUCAACAGCAGAGAAAUUCCAGCAUGAACAACCAAAUGAACAAGGGUAGCGGCAAUCGGCAGCAAAGGGGAGGUAACAAUUCCAAUAACAACAAAAGUAACAAGAACAACAAUAACAGCAUGAAUGGCGGAGGAAGUUACGGUGAUGUGAAUCUCAUGACUAUGGACUUUGAUUCGCCGCAGAGGUCUCAACCUAGGAAUAUGGACACCUACCAACCGAAGUUCAGCCUUGGCUGCUGGUCUUGCACCAAGAUGCCUAGCUAUGAGUGCCGCUGCGGUGCCUUCUACUGCGAUGUGGAAUGCCAACGUGCUGACUGGCCCGUCCACAAGGACAUCUGCAUGCCUCGACUGGUACCCAUUUCCUAUUCCAACAAUCGCAUCCUCCAGGAAGCGCUGUCCGCUUCCUUGCACUCGUCUGGAUCUCCUUUUGCUCAGUCUCCUAGGGAUUCGUCGCAAUCCCAGCAGCAACACCAGCAAAAACAACCGCAGCAGCAGCAACAACAAAGACAACAGCCACAAAAUCAACAAAAGCAGCAACAGCAACAACCGCAAAAGCAGCAACAGCAAAAUCAGAACAACCGUCAACGCGGUCAGACCAAGGGCAAUCAAAGCCCGCCGGAUCAACAGCAGAAACAAAGCCACAAGCAGGAAAGCCCUCGGCCAUCUGCACCGGCACCGAAGCAACGGCAAAUGUCUCCUAAGAGUUCACCGGAAGAAAACAGCCCAACCGAGAAGGUCAGUCGCCUUGGAACUAAGCUGCAGCGGCUGAAGAUUGCAAAGUCUGGUUCCGGUGCGGUGAGCAGAGGCAUCCUCCAGGCUGGACCGUUCCCUCGGGAAGGUGCAAUGGUCAAGAUUACCGCCUCGUUGCCCUCCGGGGUGAUAUACAUCUAUCACAACAACGGCAAAGAUGGCCAGCAGAGUGAUUACUACCUGUUGACGAAUCGUAUGUACAAGGCGGCCAAUGAAGCGGGACCGCUGAAGGAGGUUCCCUCGGUGGAUGACGUCAUCUUUGCUCCCUUCCUCGGCGGAUACUACCGGGCCAAAGUUCUGGCGGUGAACGGCGAGAAGUUGCAGGUGUUCUACGUCGACUUUGGCAACAUCGAUAAGGUCGAGUGGAAGGAAUCGAGGGAAAUUGCCGACGAGGGCCUGAAGUGGGCCAAGUAUUUGACCUAUCCGGUGAUGUUGGAAGGCGUGGAGACAUUCAGCGGAGAGAUGCUCAAGCUGCUGGAAACGUUGGAACAUGUGGAAGAAUUCGAGAUGGUAAAAGCGAAUUCCAUGUCGAACUCAGAGAUGAAGUCGGUGGUUUUAAAGCGCCUGAAGAAAUCGCUAACGCUUAACAUGGAGUUGAUGGAAGUGCAGGAACGGGUGCUUCGGGAGAGACAGGAGCGUGAGCGAGAGCGACUGGAAAAGGAAAAGAAAGCCAAGCAGGAACAACCUACGCUGCCGGCGGAUGUGGAUGUGGAGAUUGCCGAUCCGAGCAACUAUAAACCGGUGCUGUUCGAUGAAUCAAUGGAAACCAGUCAACUAACGUGUGGCACAACCAAGAAGCUGCUUAUAAUCGAUGCCAGUGAAGUGCUGGAGACACGCAUAAUUUCGGUGGUGGCUGCUGAGAAUGCGCGGAAGUACACGGCCAUCCUGGAGCAUUGUAGCUUUGCCGGGGCGAAGGACUCUAACGUCUACAAACCGGUCGAGGAGGGUGAAGUUUGCCUGGUCUUCCACCAGGAUGAUUGGUCCCGGGCGUUGUACGACAUCUCCGACGGUAGCUAUAUGCUGUUGGACGUGGGCAUCAUUACCAGCGUUCCGGCGGCUAACGUUCGGCGAUUCCCGCCGCAGUUGAGCCACAUGGUGUACAACAAUGAGGUGUUCGUCGAAAAUCUCCCCAAGCUGAAGGCGAUGAUGACGGACGGCAAACCGGACUCCAUUCACGGAGCGUUGAUCGAGGCCAAGAUUGCCGCUUCGGAUGACGGAAUUUCCAUUUCUCUCGUGGAUGCCUAGAGCACACGCUACUUCUGCUAAACGAAACGCAACACCAUUGAGGUAAAACUGCGUCUCCUAGGUUGUAAGGAUUUUAACAUAGUUUACCGGAUGCUUCGUGAACUGCGAAACGUACCAUCCCAAAGUUUUAAUUUUUCGGAGCUUAGAAGUGUCUACAGUUGUACAAUUUUUAAAUCUAUACUUGAUUUCGCUUACGUUCUUGUCUGUCUAUCGAACAAUUUUUAUUUGCUAUUCCGUAAACGUUUUGAUUCUAUAUUCCCGAUUCAAUUGUGUGGGUUUAUGAAAAAGUGUCUACGCGAUUCUCAGCGCAAACGUUUUCCGUCGUCUUUCCAGUUUAGUUAGUUUUAAAACAAAUCGGUUAAAAACACUUUUAUUCUGUUACUUGCUACAUUUUAGUUUAUCGAUCGAGUUCAAGAUGGACGCAUAGUUUUUGAUGAAAAAAGUUUUCCCGGAAAACUCCAUGAAACAUGCAAGAAUAUUGUCCUCCGAUCUGCCAAAGUCGAGUUUCUGAAAUAAAUUGUGUAUAACAAGGCGAUGGUUUAUGACGGCGUUGUACGGUGAA